Anopheles stephensi (Asian malaria mosquito) is the source of this 1795-nucleotide messenger RNA. Its product is annotated as protein takeout-like. The coding region runs from base 634 to 1434 and encodes 266 amino acids. The transcript has 5 exons. The record is from RefSeq and is a predicted model, not a curated record. Lineage: Eukaryota; Metazoa; Arthropoda; Insecta; Diptera; Culicidae.
CGCUACUAAGCUACACACAUAUCAUCGUUCAGCUUCAAUCGGUCGCCUUAGCGAAUGGGGAGAUCAUGUGCCGUGUGGUGGGUUCUAGCGGAAGGGGAGUGACGCUACCGUUUUGCAAAAAAAAAAAAAAAAACAAACCGCAAAGCCCCUCUAACGGACACCGUUGGCGGGGGAUGUUUGAGGGUUUUGGAUUUCUAACGAGACGGCGAGCGAACGAGCGAGCGAGUGAACGACCAGAAAGGGGGCUUGUUCUGACCCGGGCCGAGCAGCACUAGUACCGUUUGCUGAUUGCAUCGUUCUCCAUAAACGCGCCAAAUCGGGUCCCAAGGUAUAUAAAGCUUAUAUAAAUCGUGCACACUGAUGUUGCUGGGCUUUCAGACGCCUGCCGUUCGAUUGUGCCCACGGUUGUGUUCGGUUGCCGGUGCCACUUUAUUCAGGAGCCUUUAGGUUCUUUUGGGACGAUUCUUAGACGCGGGUGAAAUAGGCGGCUAUUGGUUUGAGUUUAAGUGCACGCGUGCCACUGACAGUGUCGGGACAUUAGUGUUAAACGCCUCGAGUUGCUUGUGUUUGAUAAGGCGAUCGUGAAGGUGUGAAUUUAUCUGGAGCUACCCUCAACCUCAACAAACCGCCAGCAUGUCCACACCGAGCUGGAACUUCUGGAGCAUCCGGUGCGCUGUAGCAAGUGUGCUGCUGGUUGGUUUAAUCCCGGCAGCGGCCGCUAGUACACCGUUCGACACUAAACCGGACUUCAUCAAGACCUGCCGGUUCGAUCAGUCAAACUUCGUGGAGUGUUCCACCGAGUCCGUCCAGGGCCUGUUCGACAAGCUUGUAACCGGUAUCGAAGGGCUCGAGCACGUCGGUACGAUCGAUCCGAUGAAGAUCAGCAAAAUAAGGAUACUGCAAGGUGAUGGACCGGUCAGUGUCAACGCGUCCCUCUCCAAGGUGGUGGUCACCGGUUUUGCCAGCACCAAAGUCGUCCGAAACGUUGUCAGCAGCAAGGAUUUCGGCUGGGAAACACACAUCCGGCUGCCGAAGAUGCGCCUUGAGGGUAACUAUCACAUGCAGGGCCGCAUACUGGUAAUACCGCUGAACGGGCACGGCAAGUGUUGGUUCGAACCGAGUGGCAUGGACAUCAUCAUGCGUACGACCACCGUCCUGUACCAGAAGGAUGGUCACGUCUUCUACAACGUUACCGCCACCAAGGUCGAUUACACGAUCUCCGGACUCCGGCUGCACAUGGGCAACCUGUUCGAGGGUGUGAAGGUGCUGGAGGACAGCACCAACCAGUACCUGAACGAUAACUGGCGCCCGGUUUCGGAAGCGCUCAAACCGAUCAUUGCCAAAACGAUCGAGGACAUACUGCUCGCGAUCAUGCAGAACAUCUUCCAUCAAAUUCCGGCCGACUACUUUGUGGCGGAUCUGCCCCGUGCUUGAGGUGAGCUCUACCAGGGCGCAAUUGGUGCACGUUGUUGGGAUGUUGGGUGUCGCCUCCACACACAAAAAACAGGCGAACUGUAAAUAAGAUGCUUUUAGGACGGGAUUGUAGGUUAUGCGACCUGCUGUAAGUUUUUUUCCUCCCCCCCUUGGUAGUUGCCCUUAUGGUGGCUGACGAGGUUCUUAGCUGUACGAGAUCUCAACAGUGAAUGACAGAAAAAUUCCCAUUCCCGAAGGCUAUGCUAGCACGAGCAGAUGCUCAAUAUACCUAGAGCCUUUGCUAGCUGAUGAUGCUGAUAGAUGAACGCUUUUCCUCGUUCUAUCUUGUAGAUACUAAAAAAUAAAAAAUUAAUAAAAACUA